AUGAUUGUGAUGGAAAAAGAGAAUGAUGGAUACCGUCGACUUUAUGGUAGAGGCGUUACUAAUAGAUUGAUAAAAAAAGUGGGUGGUGGUGAUGCAUCAUACAUGAUUCCGGCGGGACUUAUGGAAUCAUUCAAAGCAAAUGAAGUUGAAAGAAAUGAGUUGAUUGAAAUGUGGAAAGAGAUUCAAGAGGACCAUGAAAAAAAACAGGCCGAAUUAGAAGCUAUGCGAAUAGAUAUUAAAAACCAACAACAAAACCUUGAAGCCAUGAUGCGAAAGUUAGCGGAACAACAACGUCGAGAAGGUCGAUAG
Molecule: messenger RNA, 309 nt
Organism: Lactuca virosa
Lineage: Eukaryota; Viridiplantae; Streptophyta; Magnoliopsida; Asterales; Asteraceae
Source: the annotation of a GenBank genome assembly